Messenger RNA from Kalmanozyma brasiliensis GHG001, 1458 nucleotides. Its product is annotated as Protein kinase domain protein. The coding region runs from base 1 to 1458 and encodes 485 amino acids. The transcript has a single exon. The record is from RefSeq and is a predicted model, not a curated record. Lineage: Eukaryota; Fungi; Basidiomycota; Ustilaginomycetes; Ustilaginales. Gene Ontology annotation, molecular function: ATP binding; cyclin-dependent protein serine/threonine kinase activity. Gene Ontology annotation, cellular component: nucleus. Gene Ontology annotation, biological process: protein phosphorylation; regulation of mitotic cell cycle.
AUGCCGCUGCUCGAUUCCUUCGACCCAUCUCAGACAAUAUCCUCGUCGAGAACCCGCUCUCAAAAGCGAUCUCUGAUCGCAGGCAGCUCUUUCCACGACAGCUAUGCCGCAACCGAAGUCAAUUGGGAUGGUCUCACGCAGCAUCUUGUCUCGCACAGUCAUGGACUCGUCAGCUCGGUCUACCGUUGCAAGCUUUCUCCCUACGCCUCAUGGCCCUACCAAGGCACCUCUUCGACCUUGGCGCUGGGUUUGACGCUCGCCGAGGAUGCCGAGUCAGCCGAGGGCCUGCCGGGAUGGGUCUGCAUCAAGCGCGUUGCCGUCGACGAGCAGCCCCGUCCGCAUUCGGUCGCUCGCGAAAUCGCUCUUCUCGACCGUCUGCCCCCUCAUCGCAACAUCACGCCUCUGCUCGCAGCGCUAUACGAUACGUCGGAUCCAUUUGGGGCAGUGAUGGACCUUGUCAUGCCGCUGUAUGCAGCUACACUGGAAGAGGUGCUUCAGGAACCAUCGUUGAUCCCCUCGCUCGCGGCGGCAGAAGGUAGCCUAGCAGAGACACCGAGACCGGGCAACUCGAUACAGCACCUCUGGUCAUCCUCCCCACCCUCCUUCAUUCACAGCGUGGCGACACAGCUCCUCGACGGAAUAGCCUUUCUGCACGAGCACAAGAUCGCACAUCGGGACAUCAAGCCGUCCAACAUCCUCCUCAGCCACAACGGCACGCUCAAACUGAUCGAUCUCGGUACGGCCUACACCACCACCCCACUCCGCAACCCUCUCCCAGACGAAGACAUGCCGCUUGACGACGAGGCGAAGCAGAUGGUGUGUCAGGUGGGGACGGGCGAGUUUCGCGCACCGGAGCUGCUCUUCUCGCCACUCGGAGGGUACGAUGCCUUUGCGGUGGAUGUUUGGGCUGCAGCAGUGACGCUGGCGCACUUCUUCACGCCGCUCACCGCCAUCCCCACCAUAACGACUUCUGACUUUCCCAGCCUAGACGUAGAGCAUGACGAGCGGAAGGAUUGGCAGCGUGCCUUUGACUCAAACACCCCUCUCCCCGACGAAGGAGAUAGCCCACUGUAUUUCGAAGAAGAUCCGUAUCCGCAGGACGACCCAUCGCAAGGCGGCAGGAGCGAAUCGGGCUACAUCCGCACCCCACUCUUCGAGGCUGACAGAGGAGACAUCGGACUGGCCGCCAGCAUCUUUGCCCUCCUCGGCCUGCCAAUGUCGAUCCAAGAUUGGCCCGAAGCAGAACACUUUCAGCCGCGACUGGAACGCAUGCCCUUCGCAGCCACCGAGGGAAAGGAUUUGUUGACUGCGCUGCCCCUCUUCCAGCCAGAAGAGGGUGGAGAGUCGGGGGAGGUGGUGCAAAAGGUGAUUGUCCCAGCACUUCAGUUGUCCACUUCGAAACGACCAAAGGCGCAGGAGUUGCUCAAUGCCCUUCGCGCAACCGGUCCUGCCUCAUAA